AGAAUCUCAUCCAAAAUUAUUUCCUAGUGGGAUUGUUUCGUUUCGCAGAUAUUUUAGUAGCAGCACAUAUUAAUUAAGAAAAUUUAGUAUAAGUACCAAAAGUGUGUAGCCUUUGGGCUCCCAAGUGAACAAUCGGGCAUGUGAUGAAUGAAAUUAAUCAAGUAAAUUGUGGAAAAUUGGAAAAUUGCUUGUGAAAAAUUUUGAAGAAAAAAAAAGUUUUUUUUAUUGAAGAAGGAAAAAAAAUUUUCUCAAUGAAAAAAGUUAAAUAAAGGAAGAGAAAAAUUCAUUGGAUUGACAUAACAUUCAAUAGUUGAAGGAAUUAGGAUAAAGUACAAUUUAAAAGGACUGUUACACAUCUAUUGCAGCUAGUAGUGAAGCACUGAAAGUGUAUUAUUAUAAUUAUUUAAGCAAAAAAUAUUAAAAAAGUGCUCGAAAUUGCAAAACAAGAAAUUAAAAAAAUAAAAAUUCUUGCCAAUCGAUUUUUUUAAAAACCAAAAAAAAAUUUCGUCGAAUGUGAAACAAACAAAAAUUUAAGGCCAAAUACUUAAUAUAAUAAUCAUAAGGAUAAGGAGCACUAUCGACGAUAUUCGUACACACACAUAAAUAAAGUGGAGGAAGUAAUCAGAAGAAUAAGAGAGAUACAAGGAGUACCAUUGAUGUCAGCCUGGAUGUCUUUAACCCAUUUGUAUAAAAAUGGUGAAUUUUGUGUCAUCAAAGCAUCACAUUAAGCUUAGAUACGUUCCAAAAAAAUCAUGUCCGAACUAUACGAAGAUGAUUCAUUAGUAAAAGUUCGUGCACAGGUGAUGACUCGUGACGAAAGUACGGAGGGCUGGUUACCGUUACAAGGCGGUGGCCUAGCAAAUGUAUCCAUACGAAAACGCGCUCGCAUGCCGGAUGUUGGAGGACAUGAGUAUAUCAUUUAUGGUCAACGGAUAUCCGAUCAAACAGUCAUACUCAGUUGCGUCAUAAAUCGCGAUCUCCAAUAUUAUAAAGUAAUGCCAACAUUUCAUCAUUGGCGUGCGGGAAAGCAACGGAACGGUCUCACAUUUCAAACAGCAGCUGAUGCACGGGCUUUCGAUAAAGGAAUCAUCAAAGCAUACGACGAUCUUAUAGACGGAAUGUCACUCAACUCUAAUUGGCACAAACAAUCACACAAUUCAACAAAUGAAUCGUACAAUUAUGAUGACAAUCAAGUGGGCGAGGAUGAUGUUUUUAUGACAUUGGACUUACCACUUGAGACAUCGGAAUCAAAGUCGAAUUCUGAGGGCACUGGCAGUAAUCAAAGCGUAGAAAAAUCUCUCCAACAAUCAUCGACGGGAAAAAAAACAAACAUUCAGUACAUAUCGUGUGAGCUCACAUCAAAUAAUUCAAAUAAUACCGAUAUAAAUAAUGGUAGUCAGCACCUGCCUCCGCCAGUAACGCAACCAUCGUCGAUAAUUCCAGCUGAUAAUUACUCAUAUGUUCAAUUGACUGCUGUACAUGACUAUAAUUAUCCAGUUGUUGAUGAUCCAAUCUCAUCUGUGUUAAGGCGAAGUGAUUCGACGUGUAGCUUGAAGAAAAGGCCAGCACUUGAUUUGCCUCCAUUGAAGGAUAGUGGAAAUAUAAAGACUAGGAUGAGGUGUCGAUAUUGUCAGGAAUUUUAUCAGGAAGAAUGGAAUCGAAAAGGAUCAUGUGCAUUCGCACCAGAUUGUAUAAAGAGCGGUAUCGACACAAUAUCGGGUAUGAUGUGCGCUCGAUGCAUGAUUUAUCAUUGUAUGAGUGAUUCAGAAAGUGAUCUCGUAAAUCAUCCGUGUUCGUGUAAUGGCAAUCCAUCGGAUGAAGUAAGUUGCACAAAGCGUUGGAUUGGAUUAGCAUUACUAUCAUUAUUAGUGCCAUGUCUAUGGUGCUAUCCGCCACUAAAGGCUUGCCACUUAAUUGGUAUUCAAUGCGGUAUAUGUGGUGGGAAACAUAAGCCACAGAUAUGACAACCAAUAAAAAUCUAUCAACAUCAUCAACCACUCGGAAUGGACAAUGAGCCGCAAAGAAAACAUCAAAAAUCAAAACAGCAGGCUCGUGUCCAUUUCCAGCAACCAAUAGAACAUUCAAAUCAUCACUUAUACUCAACAUCCAUCGAUGAUUAUCAUCGCAGCUCAUUUCUCAAUAGCAAUUACAAUUAUCAGCACUUACAACAGCCAAUAACAUCACAACCGGGAUAUAAUAAUUGUAACUUUUUCUAAACAAUGAUGAUGUUGAUAAUGAGAACUGAUAACAUGCGAUAGAAGUACACAAAACACAAGAAAGAAUUCUCAAAUAAAAUGUGAUUGACAUUUAUCACGAAAAAAAUUUUAAUGGAGAUGAAAAAAAAAACAUAUUUACACAAAUACAUUUACAUGGAAUUACAAGGAAGACGUAAAACCAAGAGAAAAACCAGAAAUAUUCACAGAUGUAACAAAAAAAAUGAAUAAGCAUUUAUAUAAUGACAGUAAUAAGACACAAAAAAAUAAUCUUUGCUAAAAACAAAACAAAAAAUCUAAAAAGUAAGAAAAAAAAAUAGUUGAAUCUAAAGUUUAAGAGAUCGUGGAUGACUUACAGCAUGUCCCGGUCGCAAACAAAAAAAAUGAUAUUUUCAAAAACAAAUAUACAUAAACAUUGAGAAUUGACGAUAAAAACUGAUCAGUUGAGUUAUAAAUAAUUUUAUUUAUGAGAAUUUAAAGUAAUCCUAUGUUAGGCUUAUGGUUGGUUGAAGCUUUAACUUAUUUUUUUGUCCUUUAAUGAUUGAUAUGUAUGGGGUUAUCUGGAGGUGGUCUUGGAAUAUUUAGAAAUAAUUUAAGUGAAUUAAACUUCAUUUUUAAGGAGAAUUCUCUCAAAAUUUUGAGGGUUUUCUUCAAAAAUCUGUAAAAUUUCUGACAAUAUUCAUUCAAAUUCCAAGAACACCAACAGACCGCAUGCGUGUUGUUGCCAAUCCAACAAUCAAAAAAUAGUUUAAGUCACAAAUUUAUAGCUUUUUAAGUUAAUCUAAUUCAUAGUUGCAUCUCUCAUCUAUUUUAAUUAAUUUGACAAGGCAAUGGAUUUUAAUUGGAGUUGAGUGUUUGAGAGUCUUGAAGUUUAGGGCUGCAAAUAAAUUUUAGAUCCUUCUUUCUAGAGGAAGAAGCUUGCUUUUAGGUUUUAAAUCAGCACUCUCUGUUAAAAGUACAAAAUUAAUUAUUUUAAAUGAACGAUUUCAUGUUUAAGGAUUUUACAGUUUGAGUAGAUUUUAAUCUAGUU
This is a messenger RNA of Chironomus riparius, 3243 nucleotides long. The record is from the annotation of a GenBank genome assembly. NCBI's taxonomy places the organism in Eukaryota, Metazoa, Arthropoda, Insecta, Diptera, Chironomidae.